AUGGCGACUGCAAGACCGUCACCUCUGGCCAGCUCUGUAGAGAAGACAAAUGGAAACAAGCUAAGCAGACUUCUCAUCGAUGGCGGAACAACAGUGCUGAAGAAUAUUUUUGAUUACUAUCACCCUCCUGCCAACUUGGCUGGUAAUCUUAGUUCCAAAUGUAUUCAUUCCAUUCUUACGAGACUUCGGCAUAGAAACAUUCUGAAUGGUAGUCAAUGGGACAAACUCUUUCCAGGAGGAGGGACACCAAACUCUAUUAACUUUGAUAUCACUCUUCUUUUCCUCUUGCUGACUAACAUUUGCGGACUAUCCCCGCCCCUCUCGGGCUCUUGGCACAAAAUGCCCCCCGCGAGUGACACCUCUAGGGAGGCUAACCUUGCUCGCAUGAAGUACUAUCGAAACGUGCUUUAUGGUCACGUGGCGACAACUGGCAUUCAGACAUCAGUGUUUGAUGUGAAAUGGAAGGAAAUAAGUUCCGUUCUUGUUUCGCUUGGUUUAAGUCAGUCUGAAGUGGACAGAUUAAAGCGAGAGCCUUGUGGAGAGGACUAUGUCAGCGCUGUUACGGAAUGGAUGAAAAAUGACGAGGAGAUCCAAUUCCAGCUGAAAAAUCUACUUACAAAACAACAGCAAGUGCUCCAAACCCAAAAGGAAGAUCACAGAACUCUUCACGAUACGCGUCAAAUAGUUGGAAAAGUGCAAGAGACGCAAAUAGAAGCCAGCAAAUUACAACAGAAGGACCACAAAACUCUUCAAGAUACACACCAAACAGUCCGGCAAGUAGAACAGACUCAAAUGGAAGCUAGCAAAUUGCACAAAGAGGACCACAAAACUCUUCAAGAUACGUACCAAACAGUUCGCCAAGUAGAACAGACUCAAAUGGAGGCAAAAAAAUUGCACAAAGAGGACCACAAAACUCUUCAAGAUACGUACCAAACAGUUCGCCAAGUAGAACAGACUCAAAUGGAGGCUAGCAAAUUGCACAAAGAGGACCACAAAACUCUUCAAGAUACGUACCAAACAGUUCGCCAAGUAGAACAGACUCAAAUGGAGGCUAGCAAAUUGCACAAAGAGGACCACAAAACUCUUCAAGAUACGUACCAAACAGUUCGCCAAGUAGAACAGACUCAAAUGGAGGCUAGCAAAUUGCACAAAGAGGACCACAAAACUCUUCAAGAUACAAACCAAACGGUUGGCAGAGUGGAACAGACGUUUCAACAUACACACCAGGCAGUUGGCAAUUUACAACAGGUGCAAAAAGAGGCAGUCAAAUUGCAAAAAGAGGACCACACAAUUCUUCAGGACACGCGCCAAGCAGUUGAAGGUGUACAGCGGUCUAUACAAGAUACAAAACAGAUGUUACGUGAAGUUCGGAGAACGCAACAAGAGUCGCAGCAGAAGAUAAAGUAUGAGGCUGCAAACGCUGAAGAAAGAAGAGAUAAAGCUAAAGAGGAUGAAGCUUUGAAAAAAUUAGCAAAAGUUAACACCGAGGGAGUCAUCCAGUAUCACUCUGGGAAAUACCAGGAGGGAACGCGCUUGCACAUCUUUGAGAAGAUCAAGUUGUGGCUAGACGAUCUUACAUCUGAAAACCGUGUGAUGGUAAUCAGUGGAGAUGCGGGAAUGGGCAAAUCAGUGAUCGCUGCUGUCGUUUGCCAAAGAAUGCAGCACGCUGGUCGGCUCUCAGGAAGCCACUUUUGUCAGCACAACAAGGAACGUUACAGAAACCCCAAGGUGAUGCUUCAAUCGUUAGCUUGUCAGCUGUGUGAUGUUUUACCAGAAUACAAAAGUGAACUUGUGGAGAAACUUUCUAGAAACUUGGGUGUGGACAUGAACAGCCUAGAAGUUCAGGAGUUGUUCGAAUUUCUUUUCGAAGAGCCUUUAUGCGGCGUAGGAGACCCUGGGAGAAAUUUGCUGUUAGUUAUUGAUGGCCUGGAUGAAAGUGAAUACCAAGGGCGCAAUCAGCUGCUUGAAGUCAUUGCUAAUCACUUUUGCACGCUUCCUUCUUGGGUUAGGUUUUGUGUUACCGCUCGACCGGAAGUAAAUAUCGCAGGCCGUCUUAAAAAGUUUAAUCCUGUUCAGCUGAAGCAAGAUGAUGAAGAAAACGUUAAAGACAUCAGACUCUUUCUUGAAAGACAGCUAAGCAACGUUAUUCAAUCGGGCGUUAAAGAAGUCGUUAUCAGUGAACUGGCCCGAAAAGCUGCUGGACAUAUUUUAUACGCCUAUUUGAUGGCCGAUUUUAUCAACAAAAACUUUUCAAGUUUCACCCCUGAGGAUUUGGGAAGAACGUUACCUUCUGGUGUAUCAUCUGUUUAUCAGAAUUAUUUUGAACGUUUGGAGAGAGAAUUAAAAAGUAUUGAGGAAUUGACGAUAAGUGCUGACCAGUUUUUUACUUUUCUUAGUGCUUUUGCAGCUGCAAAAGAACCUCUUCCUCUAGACUUUGUUUCUAAGAUGUUGCGGUCGGACGCAAAGUCUCCAGCUUGUCACCCGAAGGUAAGAAAGGCUAUCGAAUGUAUCUCAACCCUUCUACCUGUUCAGGAUGGCUGCAUUCACUUCUUUCACAAAUCAGUUAAGGACUGGUUGACUGACAGAACUGCUUACGGCCAACACAGCUUGUCUGUGGAUGAAAAACAAGGUCACCGCCUCCUUUCUCAGCUUUGUAGUGGUGAAUUAAAUGAUGUUAAAAAUAAAGGUGUUCACGGCACAGAUCUCAGUGACACUGCGAAGUACGCCCUACAGCAUGGUGUUUAUCACAUGCUUGAAUCGGAAGAGAGUACAGAAGCAUCCAGCUUUAAAGAAAUCGUUGAGAACUACGUAAUCGACUUUGAGAUUAUAUUUGCAAAGUUGUGUGUAAACGACACGACUAGUUCCGAAGAUAUUAUUCUUGUUCAAGAACAUGAACUUUAUCAAGCACUGAGUGGCAAGAGUAAAAGAACUCUUAGCACGUUGAUGUUUCUUUUGAGAAAGUACUUUGAAAGGCUGACGAAACUUCCUAGUACAUUCCUUCAAGUGAUGAUGAAUGAGGGAGGAAAAGAUUGUGCUGGUAAAGCGAAAGAGCUUUUACAUAACAAAUAUCAUGAAAUACCGUACAUGAAGUUCGCGGAUGAGCGAGCUGCAAAGGAGGAAAUAAGUGGUAUUCAGGCUGUGUUUCGCUGCACCUCUCAAGUGGCUUGUUUCGAUAUUUCACCUCAGCAGGACUUCAUGGUGUGCGAAUGUAUGGAUGGGACAAUCCAGUUUUGGUCACUCCAAACGGGGAAGUUCAUGUGGAAACGCCCGGUCAUGGUCGAGAAACGUUACGUUGAAAGCCGUGGCGCCUACAGAAUGAUGCCGAACACAUCUGUAUUGUCGUGUUAUCGCUCUGUUGUUUUUCAUUCUUCUGAACCCAUCGUUCUUCCUGGAAUCCUUAGCCAUGCUUACUCAACUAAUGGAGACCUCUUAGCUUUGUUCCCUAACAGCAACUGCAGAUUUACGGUCUGUUCAGUUAAUGGUGAUAGCAUGAUUACAGAUUCCCCUGGUGAUGCAAAAUGCCUUGCAUUGUGGAGUCUAAGAAGUGGCGAAGAGAUCACUCGAACUGUCAGAGAUGAGAAUGUAUUGUCUUUUGCCUGGUCUCCAGAUGGAAAGCUUCUGAUGAUUUCUCAUUUUUCAGGACUAUGUUUGGUUGAUGCUUCGAAUUGUUUUGAGACCCUUGCAAAAGUCACCAGUAUUAGGCCAUAUGGAAUGAUUACAUUUGCUCCUAAUCUCGAAUUCCUGUUUUGCUGGCGUAACGAAGUUAGUUUUCGAAAGGACCCAUACAUGUUCCGAACGUACCAUCGCUUAUACCUCGACGAGUUGAGUAAGGGCAUUUUUGUCUUGAAUAUUGACGAUGACGCUGUUGUUGACUCUGAACCUUGGGAUGAUGAAUCCAGUAGCAAAGGUGGAUUCUUGAUGGGAGAUCUUAUGUCGUAUUUUUUUAGGAGUUUUGAGUUCCUUGAAGAAGAACGGGCGUUUACGUUUGUUUUAAACAAACAAAGGGUGCUAAGGAUGUCCCCAGGAAACAACUGUAUUACCAUGUUCAGUCCUGAUCGACUUAAAAUUGCAAGAACCAUGUCCUGUACAAACCUCCGUCAUGUUGCCUUUGCUUUAGAUGGGAAGACCGUUUAUGGUGUUGCCGAAAGGAAUAAAGCAGUGGUAUCUUUUGAUGUGUCAAGUGGAAAACCUAAAGGAAAGAAGGAGAUUGAUACUUGUGAUCUUCGUUUUCCUAACCCGCCUUUUAUCGCCGCGAACAAUUUGGAAAAUUUUGUUUGUCUUGUACCAGUGAACAACGGUGUCGUUUUGAAACAUCGUGGGAUUGCUGUUCAGCUAUGGAAUUUUGAGCUGUCACAACAAGUCCAAAGUUGGCCCAGUUUAUGGGACGUUAUGUAUAUAAUGCCAGUCACAGACCGGUGUUUAGCAUGUGUAGGAAGACGAGUUGAAGUAAGCAUCCUGGACACAUCAAGUGGAGACAUUGUAAAGACCAUCCCAAUUUGUCAUAGAAGUCAUAACAGAUACGAGUCAACUUAUCAGUUCAGGUUUACACAAGUAAUAGUAUGUAACAGAAAAUAUCAACUGCUAUCCAUCGCUCGUGACUCUGUUCAGCUGUCAGACGACGAACGUUGUCUAUGGAACAGACCCUGGAAAAGUUCCCUUUUAGACUCCUGGAAACUACAAGGGAUGUUUUCUCCAACAGAAGAGUUUGUCCUAAUCCCCGCAGAAACGUGUCAGUGCAGACAAGAAGUACACGUGCUUGAUGCGUCGUCAGGUAACACCCUCCGCACACUAUGCACAGUCGAUCACGUAUUCAACUGGGCGUUCGUUAGUGACGAGGAAUGUGUAAUCGGCUGCCAGAAUAUCUCAGAAAGUUUUUCUCUUCAGCUGUUUAAUGUAAGGACUGGGGAUUUUCUAACUGUACUUGAUGCGGAUUCUAGACCUACCUGCUUGGCUUCCUUUCUGCAAACGAGUUUGAUCGCCGUUGGCUUAAGUGACUCCAAACGUAUGUGCUCGAUUAUUGAAGUAAGACUGCCGCGAGACAAAGUUAACUUUGAAGCGCCAGGUAAGUAGUGCGGUUUUUUUUUUCCAACCUGUACAUCAGUUUAAUCAAUAAAUAUAUUCUUUCAUUGGGCCUUACAGUCGAUUAAUCAAUUGUUGAUUUAUUCACUAGUAUUUGGUCUGUCUCAGAUAAAGAACAGGGUUUUAACUUUUUGCCUAUAACUGAUGAAUUUUUUUUAGUGACUGCUCAGCUCAACUGCUGUUCAGGCAGGCAGCUAGACCGACAACUAAAUUGCAUAGUUUAGUAAAUGACCUGACGACAGACAUCAACAAAAAAUUAAUAAGUCAAUCAUUUUGGAAGAAACAAGCAAAUGCAUAUGAAGAAAGAAAGUUUAACGAUGGUCGACCUUGCGACAUUUCGGGCGAACAAUCUUGUAUGACCUUAUGCUGUCCUGGUCAAACACUGCUGUUAAUCUUGCCUUUGGAGUUUCUUAGGGAAAUACCACUACUGCCGGAGAAAAAGUAUCGUAAUUUGCCUAAUUCAAUGAAGUUAAGAAGGCUAAACCUAAGUCUUCAAACCAGCAAUUUAUGUGAGAUUUAACUCAAUGCGAAUCUAGUGAUGACUAGCCCUGGGGCAUUUGAUUAUAAAAUUUGCUGCUCUUGUAAUAUAUUUCUAAUAAUACUGAGACCGCCGCAAUCAAGACGCGAUCUGACAAGAGCUGUGUAAUGCAUAAACUACGAGCAGUUUCUUAUUCUUCUAUUUAGCCACAGUUGAUCGAGAGCACGCUCGAGGGGAGAGCGUUGAAGACGGUCUUUUUUCCUCUCUCUGCCAUAAUCUAUUAUUCUUUUUAUUCUAAUUUGCAUAAUAUUAUUUUUCGCUCGCCGCGCCUGGCUCUGAGGAAAGAAAGACGACCGGUCGCUUUAUAUGCCCUAGAACAGUUCAUCUUAAUGAAGCCCACUGUUCCAUCAGUGUUAAGUUCCCUGUGAUAAUCCCUCUUUGAGAUAACACACACUGUUUAGAUCAUCAUUGUAAUGUUUUGCAGUUUCCCAAAGCUCAACACCCGGGGAGGAGGACAGCUUCGCUAUGUGUAAACCGCUGUGCAAGUUGUAAGUGCACCGUUCUUCAUCCCUCCUGUUAUAACUCUUUAAAUAAAUUAAUUUAUCAUUCAUUCAAAAUAUUUCGCCGUUUUGAUUGGCCCAAAUCCGCCAGCCUUGUUCAGUUUGGUAUCACCACCUUGCUUCCAGGCAGAGGCUCGGCAGCCUAGCUGUUUUGGGAUGAGUAAACAAAAACAAAAAAGUGGCAGAAAAGUUCACGGCUAUCCCAGGACCAAAUAGCCGAAUUACUUAUUAAAACUUGGAAUUUGUGCUAAGACACGCAAACAUCUAUCUUCUUUUAGAGGAGUAUCUCAAGAAAAAAAACUUCUGUUCAUAUCAUGAAACUGCCUAUAAACAGGCGAAUGUUUUGAAGAGUCUUGGAGGAAGUAAGGGUGUAAAGAACAUGGAAAUAUUUUGAAUGAAUAAUAAAACAAGUAUUGAAUUCGGCCGUCGAAGAAUAAUGCUUAUCUCGGAGACUGUUAUCCACAUUAGCCGAUCUUCAUAAUUCGUCAUAUUAUAACCAGUCCCAUUCAAUAAUUCUGUAAUAUCCGCAUACAGAUGAUCGCCCUCAUUUCCUAAGGAUUGGUUUAGAGAAUUUGAUAAAAGGACAAAGUAUUUUGCCUUUGGUGAUUACUUUGUUAAUUUUCAUAACCUUUUCUUUUGAUGUUGUAUACCCAUGGACAUUUGUUAGUAGAAAAUUUCACUUGUUGGUAAUCCUUUGGACUUGAAGGAUUAAGCUGCUAAAUAGGUCAUUUUUAUGGAUGUAAAAAUAAGGAGAGUUUAAAAGGCCUGCGUACUUGACAACUAUUUGCAUUGGAUACUUAAAUCACUUUUGAGCGUUUUUGUGUGUUUGUCUUUCACUUACUUCAUUCUAUUGGCAUGGUUUAGUUAUUAAACAUGUUUGUCGGUGCGGAUGAGCCGCAAAGCAUAUUUAUGCCAUCUAGUGUUGUAUUUGGUAAAAACACCCCAGAUACAUCGGAAAGUCGCUAAUGUUCCCUGAAUGGUAGCUGACUCAAUCUGUCUAAACUAACCUGAGCUGAAUUGAACAGAGCUGUUGACAGUCUCUCACAGGUAGUUCUGUAGAUGUUCUUGAGAUUGAUAGUUGUGGUAGUGAUUUUCAUUUUGCAAUUUUCUUAGCCUGUGUCAGGCCGUUAGAUAGUAGGGACGUCGCGAAAAUAAAACUAGUCAAGUGAAAAUAAGACGCGCGCGAUCUCCCCAGCCCCCGCGCGUUUUUCGUAUCACUUUUUACUGCGCGACUGCACUUCUAUCUUGGAGGUUGGAACGGGUUACAAUUCUGUGCCUUUUUUGUAAACGUUUUUUACUUACAGUUACUUAUUAAUUUGACAGGUUUUAAGCUUUCAUGACGAUAAUGGAUGUGUUUAAUGCCAUUUCACGUGGCUAGUCUCGCAAUCUGACAGAAGCAGAAAACAGACAAACUGACGGAAAACCUCAAGGGUGGAUCGUCAAAAGUAUGCAGCCAGCAGUACAAAACGCAUAUUCAAGUGUAGCCUGCGAGCAUCUCUCCUAUUUGGGCGAGGCUCCUGUGCCCCGCGUGGCUUCGCCGCUCGCUCGCUCGCGCGUUCUCGCGAGACUCGCUUCGCUCACCCAAAUAGGAGAGCUUUCUCGCAGGCUAAUUUAAGUGGUCUUAAUUAGUGUAGUACCAUUAAGGGGCUGACAAUAAUUAUUAGCUAGUAAACAGAAAACCUCUAGUAAUACCAUUUUAAUCCCAAUCAAAUAAGGAAUGUAUUUGAAGAAUUUUUUAUUGGUGUCAUUAACUGACUUAAUGUUAGCAAGUAAAACCAAAAAAAAAAAUCAAAGAAAUAAGGGACUACUCGCAGUGCAAUUAAAUUAUGUAGGUUUAGUUAGUAAUUUUGUGAAGAAUUUAUUCUAAAGGUUAUAAUAUUAUGCUAAGGGGUUUUAUUAACAUCAUUAAAUGACUCAAUAACAGCCAUCGUUUUUACGUGAAGUAGUUUCUUUUAAGAUUGAAUUUAAUAUUUAGUCAUUAUCGAAAGCAAUUUAGCUUAUUACGUUUAUAUUCGAGGAGUUAUCUAGUAGUCUAGGACUUGUGUAUUAGUAAGUGAAACAGAACAUCAGAGAAAUUUAUGUCCACUAUCUCUAGGCAUGUCCAGCCCUGGCCAUGAAAUCCAGAGUUUAUUUACUUCUUACUAAGUUUCACACUUCUCAGAGGUGUUGAAGUGUGGA
Molecule: messenger RNA, 8295 nt
Organism: Porites lobata
Lineage: Eukaryota; Metazoa; Cnidaria; Anthozoa; Scleractinia; Poritidae
Source: the annotation of a GenBank genome assembly